Molecule: messenger RNA, 3363 nt
Organism: Ixodes scapularis (black-legged tick)
Lineage: Eukaryota; Metazoa; Arthropoda; Arachnida; Ixodida; Ixodidae
Exons: 9
Coding region: 1-3363 (1120 amino acids)
Biological process (GO): proteolysis
Molecular function (GO): aspartic-type endopeptidase activity; zinc ion binding; nucleic acid binding
Source: RefSeq, a predicted model, not a curated record
AUGACCAGAGAGACCAGAUCGAAGACCCCAGGGUCUUCCCUCAGUGGCGCCAACUCGGAACCAGACGCUGGCGCCAGUGAGGGAGGGCAGCCAACAGAUUCGAAUGACCUUAGUGCUGAGAUAACACUCAUGAGACUAAAGAUAGAACUCGAGAAAAUAAAACUAGAGCAGCUCAAAAUGACGGGGCAGCCUCAUGAAGAGAACACUCGGGGUAAGGGGGGAGUCGGACGGUAUGCAAAGGAGCUACGUGCGGUGCUGGCGCCAAUGCCCGAGACGGACACAUUGGUACCUGCAUGGUUUAAGGGCGCGGAAACAAUGUUGGCGAGUUGUGAGAUUCCACAGGACCUACACGGGGCAAUCAUCCUACCUUUUCUAAACGAGAAAGCUAGCGCCGUGGUGGCAAACAGAGCAGAGGGACGGGUAUUGAAGUACAAGGAGCUACGAGACAUUAUCCUCGACGAGCUCAGGAUGACUCCGGAUGAGUACAAGCGGAGGUUUAAUGUCGCGCGCAAACAAGAGAACGAGUCGUGGGCACAGUUCUCUACAAAUCUUAAUACUAUGUAUGGAUACUACAUGGAGAGCCGCAAAGUGGAGACACUAGAUGAUUUACGGCAGCUGACCAUCUCAGAUCGCCUAAAGCAUGCCAUGCCGGAUGAUGUACGCGCCUACGUCCUUCAGAACGAAACCAAAGAAUGGCUAAGGCCAAAGGAAGUGGCGGGACUUGCGGAGAAAUUUGAGGAGAGUAGACACAAUCGAAACUGGAGGCCUCAGAGACCGACUGAGAGGCCACAGGUGAACUUGCGGGGUGGGCCUGCGAAAGUUGGGGGCGACCAGCGUAGGAUUGAGAAACCCCGACCACCAGGGUGCUUCGCGUGUGGGAAGCUGGGGCAUUUUAGGCAGAACUGUCUUGGAUUAGCGCAUAGAGCCGUGGACUCCGGGAAUAAAUCGGCCUCCGCGGGUCUGAGUGCAAGGGCAGCGCUUUUGCCGCAGUCACGCGAGACCCUUGAGACGGCGGGGACGCGCAGGCAUGGGGAAACAGGUUCAGGUAUAAGCUGGGUACAGCUUACGGCAGGGGGCACACCCUUCUCUGCCUGUUUGGACUCGGGCGCUGACAUAACUGUCGUGAGGCGGGAGGUGGUGCCCGAGGAGUCACGCAGGCGGGGAGGGGGAGAAAUCAUGCUCAGAGGUGCAUUCGGCCAGACGGUGACGGCAGAUCUGAGGUAUGUGCCGUUGGGGCUGUGCACCGCAGACGGCGGGACUGGCCAACAUGUCGCCGUGCUGUGUGCGGUAACGGAAAGACUCGCGCAGGGGGUGGAGGCGCUGCUGACGCCGGACGCAUUUGAGGUACUUACGCGAGCAAACGCUGAGUCUGCUGAGCAGGCAGAACAGGUGCAAAGGCUGGAGGCAGAAAUCAGAGCGGAACAGGACCACGUCUCCGGCGAUCCCCCUUUGGAGUUCGAGGAAGUGGUAGAGGGCAUUGAUUCGGCCGGGAGCACGUGUGAUGUAGACUUGGUCGAGACAGUUACGGAACGGAGCGCGACCGAAACGGGGUUCGUAAGCGAACAGAGAGACGACGGCUCGUUGCAGGGCUCGUGGGAACAGGCCCGAAGCGGCACGCAUGGCAUGUUGAUUGAAGGUAAUUUGUUGUAUCACACAGAACAAAUCGACGGGAAAGAAUGCAAACAGCUGGUGCUCCCGAAGCCCCUUAGGGAAGAGGUGUUACAAUUGGCGCACGACAUGCCAUGUGGAGGGCACUUCUCACAAAAGAACAAUCGAAACUGGGAGCCCCAGAGGGCGGCCGAGGGGCCACAGGUGAACAUGCGGGAGACGAUGAGAAGGGGAGGCAGCGCUGGCGAUGCAGCCGUGGCUAUGGCCGCUGUCCUUCAAGUGGUGUCGCCCAUUGCCUCUGGCGUCGGCGGAGACUGCUUCGGAAUCUUCUACGACGCUUCCACCGGCACGAUACGCUGCCUUGACGGAAGCGGAAGGAGCCCCGCUGCUUUGACUAAAGAGCACCUGAUGGCUGCGGAAACCGAUGGAUUCAUCAAAGCUGAUUCCCGGGGUCUCCUAGCCACGGUACCGGGAGCGGUAAAGGCCUGGUUUGAGACCGUGGAGCACUUCGGAAGUGGAAAGCUCUCCAUGUCAGAGAUCCUGGAGCCUGCCGUUCGCUUCGCAAAAGAAGGUUUUCCCCUCAGUCUUCCGGGGGCCUUGUUAUGGGAGAGAGCCAAGCCUAAACUGCUGAGGAUGCACGGUGGAAGAGCCUAUCUCAUCGACGGGGAGACCGUCCCGUCUCCUGGAGACAUUUUGAACAACGUCCCAAUGGCAGGCCUGCUAAAGAGGAUAGCGGACGAAGGUCCCAGCGCCCUCUACGCGGGUCCCGUGGCCCAAAACAUCGUGGAGGCGGUGGCGGAGGUCGGAGGACUCAUGACCUUGGAUGACCUGCGGAAACACCUCGAGUCCUCCGAGCCGACGGUCUUGCCAGCCAUUUCAACGACCUACAGAGGCACGACGGUGCACACGACGCCCUUGCCGAGCCAGGGGGCCAUUUUGUUGGACGCCCUCAACAUCCUCGAGCUAUUCGAUCUUGAACCUACCAAGUCGAAUCCUGCAAAAUACUAUCACCUUGUGAUUGAAGCGAUGAGGUUGGCCUCAGAAGACGGCUUGCUUCACGUUGCCGAUCCACAGUUCUCGAAUAUAGACCAACUGAUACGGAAGGAACAUGGCGAGAAGAGGAAAGAACUCCUUGAUGUCGAGAGGUUCGUGCCCCGUUGCUCGAAGGACCUGCCCAAUGGCAAACAGGGCGGCACUACCUUCAUGGCCGCUGUGGACCCCUGGGGAAACGCAUGCUCCUUCAUCACUAGCAUCGCUCAUCCCUUUGGCUGUACCACUGUCCCAGAGUAUGGAUUCGGAGUACACGCACGUGGCGAUGGUUUCAACACAAUGCUUGAACACCCCAACUGCGCAGCGCCAUGCAAGAAGCCUUUUCACAGCUUGAUGCCAGUGUUGGUCACAGACAGCUCCUCAGGAAAACUGUUGUCUCUAGUUGGUACAGUGGGAGGGAGUGCACAACCACAAGCAAUCCUGCAGGUAACUACUCUGCUUAACAGUGAGCCCAAUUCAAGUGACCCACUCACGGUGGAAGACGACGUCGACGCUGAAUUAAUCGAGGGCCUGAAGGAAAGAGGCCACGCCUUCAAGCAGGUCGUCAGCGGCAUCGAUAGAUCGGACAUGGGCCACGUCCACGUCAUCUCCAGGGGCAGGUGGUGGGACCCAGAGACGCGCGGAUCAGAUGGCCACGGGACUGAGGAUGGCGUUCUCUGGUGCGGCGCGGAUCAAAGAUGUGGCGGUGUCGCCAUGGCUUACUGA